Molecule: messenger RNA, 2959 nt
Organism: Colossoma macropomum (tambaqui)
Lineage: Eukaryota; Metazoa; Chordata; Actinopteri; Characiformes; Serrasalmidae
Gene: grem1b
Product: gremlin 1b
Exons: 2
Coding region: 283-843 (186 amino acids)
Biological process (GO): animal organ morphogenesis
Molecular function (GO): BMP binding; receptor ligand activity
Source: RefSeq, a predicted model, not a curated record
AGCAGAGGGGGCGGUAAGUUUGUACUGAGCCAAUAACGUGGAGGGGAGCGCAGCGUCCGGCUCAGCUGGCAGACAUUUAAAAAGGAGCCAGUGAGGCGCUGCUGCAGUUUGGAUUAAAAGCCCACCGCUGCCUCUGUCUUUCUUUCGCUAUCUCUGUAAGCUUUACUGGCUCCUCUCUCUCUCCUGCUGACCCCGUUUACCUCGCUCAGCCUCUUUUCUCUCCUCGGAUCCCUCCAGGAAGACCACUUGGCUUCGCCCUCGUCGUCCCGGGACACUGACAGGAUGGCGGAUGUCUCGCGCCUCCUCUGCGCCCUGCUGCUGCUGGCCUCUGCGCUUGUGUGGCGCGCGUCGGACGCGAAGGGGAACCGCGGCUCUCAGGGCGCAAUUCCUCACCCGGCCAAGAGCAGCGCCAAUGAGUCCGAGCGCCGCCGCGCAUCCUCACCUUCCUCCUCUUCCUCCUCCUCCGCCUCCUCCGCCGCCUCUGCCUCCUCCGCCGAGGAGGUGCUGGAGUCGAGCCAGGAGGCGCUGCAUGUGACGGAGCGGCGCUACCUGAAGCGCGACUGGUGCAAGACACAGCCGCUGAAGCAGACGCUGCACGAGGAGGGCUGCGCGAGCCUCACCAUCAUCAACCGCUUCUGCUACGGCCAGUGCAACUCCUUCUACAUCCCGCGGCACGUGCGCGCGGAGGAGGAGGGCGCCUUCCAGUCCUGCUCGUUCUGCAAGCCGCGCCGCUUCACCACCAUGACCUACACGCUCAACUGCCCCGACCUGCAGCCGCCCACCAAGAAGAAGCGCGUGCAGCGCGUCAAGCAGUGCCGCUGCAUCUCCAUAGACCUGGACUGAGACCCCCCGGGGGUUGUUGGGGGGUGGGGGGUCCGAACCGAAGACAUUUCCAAGAAAUCACGGCGACAGUGCGAGCUCCCGUUUUGUAACGAGGCUGAUGUCAGUUUCUUAUCCUCCAGCUUCUUGUUCGAAUUAUCUAAUUCUGCCUUAAAUGGUGUAUAGGUUAUAAUACAAUGUAACUGCUGCGCCGUUUAAGCUGUACCAUUUAAGGUGGAACGGAAAAAUUCGAACAAGAAGCUCCCAAUUAAGAAGCUGACUUCAGCCUCGUUUUAAUUAUGCUGGAAAGUGGCAGAGGAGACUGACUGGGCUGUGUCUCAAAUCGACCACUCGUCCCGUGCGUAGUGAACUAACAGGAGCUCUAAGGGCAUAGUUCUACAGGAACAUUUGGGACGCUGCAGUUCUUCGAUACUGUCGAAAAACCCUGUUCCAAAGUCCACACUUAGGUGACCUAUAAUUAACAAACUUGUUUCAGCCAUAAAUAUGUGAAUAACAUUAACACUGUACUAACACUGACAAAAAUUGUGGAGCAAAAUUACUAAUAUAAAAAAACGUUUUAGUGGAACAGCGGCCGACUUUCCCUCAGUGACAAAAGACAACUGCACCACUGGCCAACUAAAACCAACUUAGUAGUAAAUACAGCCUGUCUGUCAUGACUGUAAUCUAAAAACAUGUCUCAAAACACAAUUUCAUGAACAGCGUCUGUUUAGACGCCUUGGUCUCUCGUAGACGCUGUGUGUUUCACCGAGGCUCUGCUCAGAUAGCUAGCGUUAACUAACGUUAGCUAGCUCGCGUCAACAUCACAUUCUAGCUUAGCGAAGUCGCGGUAAGAAAUGCUGCAAAUGACUUUAAGUUUCACAUAAAAUGACCAAGUGCAUAAAUAUUAGUUUAUUCCUCACAUGAAAAUGAGUUACCGUGUCAGUGAGCUGCAGCAGUCCUCUCAAGGAAAAGUAAUUCGUUUAGAUUUCACUCUUUGUGAGAAGCCCCGCCCCUCAGCGGAGAUGGAGAUUUCCAUUGGCUCUGCUGCUGUCAGACAGGAUACCACCAUACAGCUGUAUAAAGCCACUAACGCGAUGUGGUGAUUAUUUUUAAAUAAGGCGUAGCCACAAAUUAAUAUAUUGAGGCCAAAGAUUACUAUAUUGAUGCCACGAAUUAAUAAUGGAGUCCUUGGAGUUAUGAGAAACGUUACUCAUGGCCUUAAUAUAGUAAUAGUGGCCACGCAUUAAUAAAAAAUAAUCAUCUUGUCACCUUAGGGUGAGAUGAGAUGUGACAUAUAGGGGGAAAAGGUGUGUUGGGGUGGGGGAGGGGGGUUUCGCUUGGUCUUGUGCACUUUUACACGUUGAGAAAUGUAAAAAAAAAUUAAAAAAUAAAACUCAUGAAUGCUCACACAAGUGUGAACUUUGGGACACGAGGCUUCUGCUAACUGACUGUUAACAAACAACCCAACCGCUAACAAAACGCUGACAGCAUUUAUCAAUUCAGAAAGUGUAAACUGUUUAAAUACCAGUAAUGACUUGUAUAUACAUAUUUUCGGAGUGGCUGGAGAUUUGGCGACCAUGUUGAAUUUAUUUUAUUUUUUUUGUCGAUUUGUUGUUCAUUGUCUCAUACACUAGUUAGGGUACACGACUGUUCCCUGUAGUUUAAGGUGAUGACUGAAUGGUUAGUUAGUUCACUACAUACGGAACAAGCGGUUGAUUUGAAGCUCGGUCAGACUGAAGGCUCCUCCGCUGUCCAGCGCGCGCGCGUGUGUGUGUGUGUGAAAGCAGACCCUCUGCGUCUGUUGGUGGAGCAGGUUGCCUGUAAGCGCUCAGUCCAGCACAAAGUUUGGGAGAGUGCUGGAAAAGGGGUUUCCACCGUGUGGAAAUAUACUGACCUUGAAAAAGAGAGAAAUAAUAAGACACUUAUUUAAUUGGACCGGACGGGACGCAGGGAGCAGGUACUAUUUUUAUUGUAUAGUCCGUUUGCUGUGAACGUGCUUUGGUCGCAGGAGCGAAAGCAAAAUGUUGGUGUGCUAAGAGAUGCUUGUUGUUAUAGAUAUUCACGAUAACCAGAAGCAUCAGAAAUGAUUUAUUACGGUUCAUUUUUAUUUUUUAUUUGAAAUAAAGCUUUUUAUUCUUAA